AUGCCCAGUCCUGGCCUCGCUGGCACGUCUCCAGCCUCGCCAGAACACUUGGAUCGGCCGUUAUUUAAGUCCCACAAGUCACUGCCUCGAAAAUCCGAGCUGGCGCCGAAUAAUGACCAAGGCAUCCACAUAUCCACUGACCAAAAUGUCCACCCUUCAAAAGGCGCUGCACUGGCUACGGCUCCCGCCCUCCCUCUAACCCCCCCUGGCGUUAGUCAAGACGAAACGCCUACCGCAAGCGAUUCGGAUAUCCCCCGAGGCGCUUCUUCUCCUCGGUCCGUGAAUGGAAUAAUGACUCCUUCCAAGCCUUCGCAUCCUCCAACCCCCGAAACGACACCACCAAGACUCACUCCUCACCGGCCGGGUCUCAAUCCCGCGGGUCAAACACCUUCCUCGUCGCGAGCGGAGUCGUUUCAAACGGCCUACGAGAUGAUUUCCGAUGCCGAAACCGAGACGCCCCGUCGCUCUUCGCAAUCCCUCCAGCGCCCAGCAAAGCAGAGAACGCCGGCGAAGAAUGGAUCCUUAGAGUCACCAACCGAUGCCCCAAGCUCCGGACGGAAAGGUCACAAGACGGAACGCUCUGGUCGGCCUCGACGAUCAAAAAAACAGCCUUCGAGUCCUCACCCUGUGAACGAUGCGGGUGCGAACACUCAUGACAGUUUGGAGGUUCCCCGAACGCGCGUGAACGGCCUGAGGGAACGAGUCCACGACGAUUCCCCCGAGCCUGGCGCGAAUCCGUCGAUGGAGAACUUCCGUGAUCAGAUCGGGUGGCCACCGGGGGAACGUCCGGCGGACCCCGUCGAUGCCGACGAUACUCGCAGACACUCGGGCGUGUCCACGUCGUCGACCAUCGAAGCCAUGAUCAUUGACUCGCCGCGGCCAACCAAGCGAACUCUGCGCCACAGCGAGAAGAGGGUUUCGUUGCGAUCAGCCAGUUCCCCCGUCACGCGCUCGGAGCGAUCCUCGCUGGCUUCAAACCCCGAUUCUCAUCACCGUUUAGUUCACAAGAUUGCGCGCAUCACGGAGAACGAUCGUAAGAGUAUCGCGUCGGACAUUUCCGCAUCGGGAAGCUCGACCUUGGGAGCUCCUCAACAGAAUUACGAGGUGGUCCCCGUGGUUGUCAUUCCCGACCGACGCUCUUCACUCAAGUCUUCAGCGUCCACGAGCAGAAACCCCUCGAAGAGCAGCUCUUCUCGACGAUCGCGCGCGCCACCUACCUUAAGUAGUCGACCGGGAUCGAUUGAUGCUCCUCGCUCGAGAAAGCGCACCAUGUCCGAUUCAAGUGCCACGACUCGCCCAAGUGUAGGCUCCCGAGGCCGCAGUCUCAGUCGGCCAGUGAUUCCGCCGCGUAGCUCGUCCUUGUCAGCGCCCACGAGCCAGAACAACUCCCGGUCUACGUCACUUACCUCGGAGAGCUUGCGGAAUCAUACCUUGGCGAUGGAUCUCGAGACGCAGAACAAACCCUCCGAACCGCCGGUCUCUGUGCCUAGGAAGCAGGCUCGUGAUUCCGGCGGAGCCCCAGAGGUUUCCAACAAAACCCAUUCGAUCUUGAUAGGAGUGGAGGAUAUGUCUCAUCUACGUCCGCCGUCGGCACCUUUCACGGCCAUCUCGAUCCCAUCGUCAUCCCCGGGGCCAGUCGAAAUCAACGAAGCCACGACCGUGGUGUUCUUCCCCCACAACAACGAAUCGCUGCUGCUGGUGAACCCGCAGUUGCAGUCUGGACGCCACGGGCGGUUGCCACGAAUAGCGUAUCGAAGCAGUCUGGGAACUCCACGAACCCCCGAAAUGCCCAUGCCGGACAAGUCGGAUGCGGGUGAGAUGAGUUCGCCAUUGAAGAAUCCUCGUCGGCCGCCGAAACCGCCCAUUCACAACUCCAGCAAUCCGUCGGUGCCGGCGGACGUGGUGGAUCCUCAAGUGGGGGAGCCGCUAAGAACCCAGGAUACCCACGACAACCCCCAGCCUCCCCGACGUGGCAGUAGGCGCUCUUGGCGAGUACGGCCCGGAUCCGAAUCUUUUAAUUCGUUUACGCGAUCCCUGUCAUUGAAGUCGGCCAAGAAUCGUAAAUCCGGGAAAGAGAUCGAUGAUAAGCUCCAGCCGUUCUGGCGACCCCGACGAUUCUGGGAGGAUUCAUCCGAGACGGAAGGUGACUCUCCUCGGGAUGAAACUCCCCAGGCUGCUCGAUCUGAGACCGAUCAGGUCAUCAAAAAUUCACUUGGAAUGCCCCAACCACGAGUGGCCUUCGAAGGACCGCAAAUCGCUCGCCGUAGUAGCCCCGAUAUGAGACGACGAUUCGAUGGGACGACGGCGCGUCGAAGCGCUCUCGUGGGCAGCGGCGUGUUCACGCCUGAGGCCCUGUACUCCCAGACCUCGCUUCACCAGCGGCACUUUCGAUCCCUUUCGUGGUGGAGAUUGCGAUUUCGCUUUGGUUCUGCGCGGGACUUCCGCCGGCGCCUGAGGCGCCAACUGCAAAGACGCGCGGAGGGCAAACGAGAAGCACGACGAGAAAGACUCAAGCAGAGCAUCGGAGAGGCUGUGUUCGUGGAUUCCAGCACCCAGACUCGAAGUAUGAUUCAGUGA
Molecule: messenger RNA, 2577 nt
Organism: Aspergillus steynii IBT 23096
Lineage: Eukaryota; Fungi; Ascomycota; Eurotiomycetes; Eurotiales; Aspergillaceae
Exons: 2
Coding region: 1-2577 (858 amino acids)
Source: RefSeq, a predicted model, not a curated record